Molecule: messenger RNA, 1484 nt
Organism: Electrophorus electricus (electric eel)
Lineage: Eukaryota; Metazoa; Chordata; Actinopteri; Gymnotiformes; Gymnotidae
Gene: hsd17b7
Product: hydroxysteroid (17-beta) dehydrogenase 7
Biological process (GO): cholesterol biosynthetic process
Cellular component (GO): endoplasmic reticulum membrane
Molecular function (GO): 3-beta-hydroxysteroid 3-dehydrogenase (NADP+) activity; 5-alpha-androstane-3-beta,17-beta-diol dehydrogenase (NADP+) activity; estradiol 17-beta-dehydrogenase [NAD(P)+] activity
Source: RefSeq, a predicted model, not a curated record
GUGGUAGUGCCCUUGUUUAGCUUGACGUUAUGAAUUGGGUUAAAAUAUGGGGAAAGUUGUAUUGGUGACCGGUGCUAACAGUGGCAUCGGCCUUGCCCUUUGUGAGCGCCUCCUGAGCCAUGACGCUCAGCUGCAGCUGUGUUUGGGCUGCAGGAACAUGCAGAGGGCUGAAGCCGCCAAGCACGCCCUGCUGGUCUCUCACCCCAAAGCGCAGGUGUCCAUCAUCCAGCUGGAUGUUAGUAGUGUGCACUCUGUCCUCAGAGCUGCCCAGGAGAUCAGGCACAGAUACAACAGGCUGGACUAUCUCUACCUCAAUGCUGGUAUCAUGCCUAAUCCACAUGUGGAUUACAAAGCUUUCUAUAAAGGCUUGUUUUCUGGUCGUGCAAUCCACAUGUUUUCAACGGGUGAGGGUCUCCUGACACAAAAAGACACACUCACCUCUGAUGGUCUACAAAAAGUGUUUGCUACUAAUCUCUUUGGCCACUUUCUACUGGUGCGGGAGUUAGAGCCCCUGCUCUGCAGACCAGGCUGUAGUUCUCAGGUGAUCUGGACUUCCUCCAGCAAUGCCCAACGGUCAGCCUUCUGCCUCGAUGACAUACAGCACAAGGGAGGCGUUGAACCCUAUAGCUCCUCCAAGUAUGCCUCCGAUCUGCUGAGUCUAGCCCUGAACCGCCGCUACAACAGCCAAGGUGUGUACUCAUCGGUGAUCUGCCCUGGACUGGUGAUGACUAACCUUACUUAUGGCAUCCUACCCUCCUUCUUAUGGACACUUAUCAUGCCUUUAAUGUGGCUUCUACGAAUGUUCACCAACACUUUCACCCUCAUGCCGUACAACGGAGCUGAGGCUUUGUUUUGGCUGUUCAUGCAGAAACCUGAGACACUGGAUCCACUGGCGAAAUACCAUAGUUUAACCUCUGGGCUGGGAAACAAUUACACUCAGCCUCGCAAGAUGGAUAUUGAUGACACCAUAUCAUCAGCCCUUUAUGAGAAAUUACUAGCGCUAGAACAUACAGUGCGGAUGAAACUGAAAGAUGAAGACCUUGGACAUACAUCCUAAGUCAGCUACAUAGAGGGGGUGGAGAAUAUUUUACCAUUCAUGUAAAUGUUUCAUAAUUAGAAAAAUAAACUAGAAAUCACCCCAAAUUAACCCUUUUAAAAGUGGGCUUAUGUGAACUCCACUAAAAUUAAUUAACCCUGGUGAUUUUACAUGGGUUCAUAGUAAAAACAUCAAGAUGUUUUGUAUCUGAGCUGUAAUAUCCACCAAACCCCACCAGGUUUUGGAUCUUGUAUGUAACGAAAUAUUAUUUUUUAUUUCAUAAUUUAAAAUUUGUAAAUGUUAGAUACAUCCUGUCACUGAUAUCCCUAUAUCUAUAUUUACAACAGUUAUGUGAUUACAGUGUUCAGUGACUGUCUGCAAACUUACAAUUGUAGUUUUACAUUUAACAAAUCAUUGAAAAAUUUCAAUAAUUAAACUCUUAAAUGAC